UCAAAGAGAAGCAGUGAAGUGUGAUCUCUGAGCUAAUAAUGGUGCGUUCAAAAUAACUGGGAUCUCGAAAAAAAAAAAACGAGGAUAUAUCAUGACAUCUGUGAUCUUCAGGUCGGAAAGUGGGAGCUCAAGGAAGAGGCCCGAGUCCACAUGUGAAUUUAGAGUUGGAUUACCGUUCAACAUGUUUUCCAGUCGGAGUUACAUUUUUUUCCUAGUUCAGUUGUCUUGAUGUCUCUGAUGUUGGAAGUAGGACACUACCGAGUUGAUUUGAACGCGGCAUAAAAACGGCGUCGCUGUAUCUCUCUAAUGUCAUCAUCUCUUUGGGGCAAGCUAUGGACACUGAAAAGAGCUCCAAUAUGGUGAAGGAGUUUGAGAGUGUGGAGCUGGGAGACAUGCGGAUGAAAAAGCAGAAGGUGCCCCGUAGAACGAUUUACUUUGCCAGUGGCGAAACCAUGGAGGAAUACAGCACAGAUGAAGAUGAGGAAGUGCAAGUUUCCAUCUCUGUUAAGACCUCAGCUGACCCGUCCAAGUUGAAUUGGGGUCCAUACUUUUGGUUUUACAUGUGGAGAGUGGCAACCUCCACUAUUUCAGUUUGUGACUAUCUUGGGGAGAGAAUGGCCUCAUUGUUCGGAAUUACCUCACCCAAGUACCAGUAUGCUAUUGACGAGUACUACAGAAUGAAAAAGGAGGAGGAUGAGGAGGAGGAGGAGAACCGGCUGUCUGAGGAGGCAGAACGUCAUUUUGAAGAAGAGCACAACCAGGAGAUCCAGCAGCCAGCCAUGGAGCAGCCGGAGGGCAAAGCCUCCUUUGUCAACGUCAGCUUCGAGCUGGAUCAAGAUCCCACACCUGAUGCCAACCGAUGUCCUGCCCCCAUCCCCACCUAACAGUUCAAUUAAAUAGGUGUUUCCAUUUUUCUCAUUUCACGAUGUAGCCUCCUCAGCCUUUUUUUGUUGCUAUAACAUAGAAUUCUUAUUUUUAUCAUAUUGAUUUGAUGUAUCCUCAACAUUUUUUUUCUAUAGUGUAGUUUUCUUAUCUUUGCCUAAAUGAUCAUGUUCUAUGUAAGUCACAAAUGUAAAAAAUAAUAAUAUAUAUAUUUUUUUAGUUGCUGCGUUGUAAAUAUGCAUGAACUUUUGUGUGCAAUGAACAUUGCUGUCAGUGACAAUGAAUGAGCACACGGAUGAUAUCUGAUGCUGGUUAGCUAUUUCCAGGUUUAAGAAAUCUCUUUGAUUUAUUUUUUUAGGUACAUAAUAACAUUGUUAUACAGUAAGUUAUUUUCAGCAAGAUAAGUUACCUUUUUCUAAAACCAUUCCAGAUGUGCACAAUGUUAUGGAAUAGUACAGAUUUAUUUGAAUGGAAAAUUAUUUAUAUUCAUGGCCAACCAUGAAAAUCUAUUUUCAUUUCAGGAUGCCCACAAACAUGUUACUGUUAGAAUAUGUCCCCAGGCCUUUAAUGUAAUAACUUCACACGUUGCUCAUUGGCAUCUGUGCAAAGACUUUAGACAUUACUGUUGUCCAGGGCUAUAUAUUUAGAAAUACAGUGAGCUCCAAAGGUAUUGGGACAGUGACCAUUUGUUGUUUUGGCUCUACUCCAGCACUUUGAAUUUUAAAUGAUACAGUGAAACACACACAAAACAGCAAAUGACUCCAACGAGUUUGUAGAGUCAUACGCUUGAUGUAAUCAUUGUGUGCUAAGAAUAUGGGACAAAAAAACUUUUGACAAUUUUGGGCCCCUAAAAUGGGGGGGGAGACCAUCUACAAAAAGUGCUGUCAUUUCUAAACUGGUCAUAUGGAUGAAAAUACCUUCAAAUUAAAGCUGACAGUCUGCAUCAAAAGUGCUGGAGUACAUAGCCAAAACAAAAACGUGUCACUGUUCCAAUACUUUUGGAGCUCACUAUCUCUGCUAGAGCUGACCUUAUCUGCUAUUGUCCCUUCUCAGUGUACAGGGCUUGAGAGGGAUGCCUAUUGUAAAGCCAAACAUGUUAAAAUUGGCUACUCUCUUUUGGAACGCAGUAUUGUCAAGAUAACUACUUUUUACCGUGUGUAAAAUUGCCCAAAGAGUUUGAAAUGCCAAGAGACACUUUUAAGACAGAUGCUAAACUUUAUUUUCCCACUCUACUGUACUAUGUACACACAAGGAAAGAAAAUCUUAAGAGUCCAACAUACUGAAAAACAAAUGUUCUAAUUUAUUAAUGGAAACCGGUUUCAUUUGAAAACUUUUUAUAAUAAUUUGAGUAAAAUAUAGUAUUUUCUAUAUGAACUGUACAUUAAACAUUUAACUGUCUUGCCAAGUC
Oncorhynchus keta (chum salmon) is the source of this 2290-nucleotide messenger RNA. Its product is annotated as protein FAM177A1-like. The transcript has 5 exons. The coding region runs from base 333 to 884 and encodes 183 amino acids. The record is from RefSeq and is a predicted model, not a curated record. NCBI's taxonomy places the organism in Eukaryota, Metazoa, Chordata, Actinopteri, Salmoniformes, Salmonidae.